Molecule: messenger RNA, 2043 nt
Organism: Lycium ferocissimum
Lineage: Eukaryota; Viridiplantae; Streptophyta; Magnoliopsida; Solanales; Solanaceae
Exons: 9
Coding region: 210-1562 (450 amino acids)
Biological process (GO): molybdate ion transport
Cellular component (GO): membrane
Molecular function (GO): molybdate ion transmembrane transporter activity
Source: RefSeq, a predicted model, not a curated record
AACUCAUGGCACAAGAAAAAAUUAGUUGUCCUGAGGGCCAAAAGUAAGGCGAGUACAAAAUAGGGGAAAUUUAGACUGGCAAGCCGGUGAGCUCGUAGUCAACCGGAACAAUUUCAACUUCCAUCAGACAGACAAAACAAACAGUUGGAGGGAGUAGGCCUAAUACAUUGAAUCAAUUGAUCACUCCCAAUCCUUUUCUCCACAAGCAUAUGGGGGUAGUAAUUGAGAGCAAUAUUUGGGAGCCAAAUCCAGUAUUCUAUUUAUUCAUAUUCAUAUCAUGCUGCUUCUCAAUCUUUUCUUUGCCAAGCAACUCCAACAAUACCAGAAUUUCUUCAGUAUUUGAUCAUGCCCUUCCUUCUUCCUUCAUUACUUCCCAAACAAGUUUCCUUUUCCUAUAUUCUCUUUCUUCGGUGAUGGAAGGCUUAUGGGGAGUAUUUGGAGAGUAUGGUAUGUUAUACAAUGAUAUUAGCAGGGAGCAGAUGAUUGUUUCUCUGUGUCUUGAAUAUGCAGCUGCUCUCUUUGUUGGUACAUUUCAAGGUGUGCUCUCUGAUUUGAUUGGCCAGAAAAAGGUCUGCUUGUUAUUUUGCUCGCUGCAUCUUUUUGUUGCCAUAUGGAGGAGGGUAACUGGAGAUCCACGUGUUUGGCUUGCUAGCAUCUGUCUCUCUCUUGCUUCUACGAUCUUCUUCUUCAACUUCGAAACAUGGAUGGUUGUUGAGCAUGAUAAGCUGGGACAGAGGCAAAAUUUGGUGAAUGACAAGUUUUGGUUAAUGACUUUUGCUGAAUCUGCAUCUUUCAUUGGAAGCCAAGUGCUUGGGAACUGCUUAAUUGGUGGUAAUGGAAAGAGAAGUUUGCUUUCUCCUUCCGGUGCGGUUUUGGUAAUGGCUAUUAUUGCUCUGGUUCACGUUAGCCAAGGCUGGAAGGAAGAUCCAAAAUCAACUAUUUUUAAGGAUUAUCAGACUAAAUUUCAUACAUAUAUAUUCAAGGAUAAAAGGAUAUGGCUUUUAUCAUGGGCGCAAGCUUCUGUCCACUUCUCCAUUGCUAUUUUUUGGAUCCUUUGGGCUCCAACCAUUGUGGGAGAUGGCAGAGAGGUUCUGUUAGGUUUAAUAUAUCCGUGCUUUCUCGAUGCUAAGAUGCUAGGAAGCACUGCGUUUCCGUGGUUCUUCAAUGGACCUUUAUCACUUCGAACAGAAGACUGCUUGGUGUAUGCUUUUGCUGUUAUGGGCUUAGUCAUUUCCGUCAUAGCAUAUGACUAUCAGGAAAUACAAGUUCUUGUGGUGCUAUUCUGCAUCUUUCAUGCUUGCAUGGGACUGGUUUUGCCUUCGCUCGCCAGAUUGAGAACCAUGUACGUACCUAACGAACUUCGCAGUGGAAUAAUGAGUUUAUCUCUCGCUCCUUCAAACACUAUUCUGUUAUUCUUUCUUGUGCAGAGGGGUUGGUACCGGAAUAUUGAAAAUUCAACCAUUAUAGCAACAGCUGCACUUGGUCUUUUUACUGCCGCUGGAUGCAUGUAUAUGUUGAAGCAGCUGGGAAAGCAACCACACCAGAAUUGGCACAAGUUGUGACCCCUUCAAUGUCUGAAGCUCUUCUAUUGGAAAUGAGUAAGCUCCUGAAUAUUGCAUGUUGACUCAAAGAACUUUUAAGCCUCACAACUUCACAAAGAAUACGGAGGGACAUCCUCUUUAAAUGGGAAAUCAAAGACUGAUGCAGCCAUUAACGAGGUGUUUGAAGGAGAUUCUCCAAUGGAGUUCAAUAAUCAAAUGGCCUGAGACACUAAAUCAUAUUUUGAGCUUCACUAUAUGACAAGGAGGGUAAUAUUAGAGGAAAAGAACUUACCUGUACCUGGUGUUCACUAUUGAGAAGCGUGAUAAGGCAUGGUGGUAUAAUUUGGGUUUGCAUUUCAUCCCUUGGAAAGUCUUGUUGAUCAGCAAACAGUUAUAGUGCCAAUCUUUUUUGGGAGAAACAUCAUCCUUCUUAUUUAGUUUUAUAUACUUUGGUUAAGAAGAGAAAUUAUAAUUUUAUGAAGGUUACGAUGAUUACUGAAUU